CGCGCGAAUACCUGGCCGGGCAGCAAGAGAGAUCGACGUUGCUCCAUUCUUCCCUCCAGGGGGGACACCAAGCGUUUUGGUGGGGAAGCGAAAUCUCGGCCCAUGCUUCUUGGUAGGGCUCGCGGCUGUUUGUUUCUAUUCAGGGAUGUUUCAAUGCGGCUCGCCACACGUUCGCCCGCAAGAGCCCCAAUCCCUCAAUAGGACCAUGUGUAGUAUUGUAGCCGCCUCCUCCCCAUUGAUAAGGCGGCCCCUUCCCGUGCUUUUGUUGCCCGCUCUAUUUCCUCUAUUCUAGCCCCAUUAAAGCCAUCAACAAUAAUAAGACGAUCCCUUUGUUCCUUUGAAUCAUUUCCUUUGUUCCAGUCUACCCCACUCAUAGACGACGUAAAGAAACGUGCUUCUUUCGAGCCUGGCGCCACCACGAACUGCUACAUAUAUUUCUUUCUCUCUUCAUUAUCCCUCGACCUCUUUCAUUCCGCCCUCUCCAAGCCAACAUCCGCUCUUCAUAUUCAUCAAAGCUACCGCCGGCGGUUUAGUCAACCUUUUCGCAAAUCGUUACUCCCUUCCCGGGCCAGGGACACCAGCAGUGACCCGUCGACUCCACCCCCGAUACCAGAGCGAUCAUCAUUGCGCCAGCCGAGACCUUCUCGCUUCAUCGAGCACUUUGACGACGAGCCUGGCUCCCCGGUACCGGAGUGCCCAACACGCCCUGCUCCCAAACUCCCCAAGAAGACCCCCAAGAAGUCUCACCGACGCUGUGUCGCGUGGUUCCAACCCACCUCUCGAGCGCGCUCAGCUGCCGCUCGACCGGAGACCCAGAAGGCAAGAAGACCUGAGCCUGCUCCCGGACUCCCCGAGGAGACACACAAGAAAUCUCGCCGAAGCCGUGUUGCGUGGUUUCAGCCGACCUUGCCAGCAAUCCAGGAGACCAGCCCGUCUGAGCCAAGCACACCUGAGCCAACCACACUUGUGCCAAGUCCCACUAAGACGAGCCAGACGGUUCAAUCUCUACAGUCAUUUCCACCUCUGCCGCCAUCAGGCUCGGGGGGACUUAGCAAAAAGCCACCUUCAAAACCAAGUGCUCAUCUGCCAGGUCCAGUCAACAUGGCUGCCAGUAGGAAGGCCAUCCAGGGGCACGGCGUGAUCAUCCUGAACAUCUUCAGGGGUCUUAACAUCUGCUCACUGAUCCUCAUGGCCGCUGCUCACUGGAUCAUGAUCGUCACGUCGGGCAUGUCGGGCCGCUUUCAUUUCUUCGAUUUUGCGACGCAUCUGUUCGUUUUCGCCUUGACAAUCCUUCUCUUCAUGACGGAGCUGGGCCUGCCGGCGAACUUUAUCGACCAGCGGUGGCCCGCCUUUGGCGAGAGCGCCGGCUUCCUCGUCCUCGGCGGCCUCCAGAUCGCCAUGGGCUGCCUGACGCUUGCCGACAUGGAGAAGCCGGCCUACUACCUCGACAACAUCGGCAUGCCGCUCUGGCGCACCGUCCUGGCCGCGGGCAUCCUCAGCAUCAUCUUUGGGUUCAUCAACAUCGCGGCCACCUUCUUCUUCGAGGACCGCAACGCCCACAUCUCGGCGCGCAUGGUCCGCGACAACGGCCUCCUGGCCAAGGGCAACGACGAGAACAUGUACGCGGCGCCGUCGCACCACGGCAGCUCCAUCAACAGCUACAGCGUGCGCAACGAGAAGGGCUCGUCGCCCCGCGGCCAGCAGCCGAGCGGCUGGGCCAAGAGGCUGACGCAAGUCUUCGUAAAGAAGCCGAGCGGCGGCGGCGGCGGGUACGACGCGCAGCCGCACCCGGCCCCGCGCGGCGGCGGCUUCGACAAGGAGGAGGACGUCGGCUUCAGGCCGGCCGCGGCCAGCACCGUCCACCCGCUCUACCGCAGCACCGACUUCGACGACGGCCUUGGCGGCGGCGGCGGCCACCAGCGCGGCGACUCGGGCAACGACCACCGCUACACCCGGUACAGCACAGCGUCCCGCCUCAGCCAGUUCUCCGAGCCCCCGCCCCUGCCAUCCAACGCCACCAUGCCUUCGGGGCCCUACGACAACCUGCCGGGCGGUCGGAUCUGAGUAGCUGCAGGCUAAAAUCAUGUACUUGUUACUCACUCCCCUCACGUCGACUCGGAAAGAGUCACGUGGCACCUAGGGUGCCGCACAUUUUCUUUGGCGCUAGCCUAUAAACUUUCGCCUAUCUUUUCUCGUUUCCUGGUCUUGUCCCGGCGUUCAGGAACGGCGUUUUCUUAUAUCUUCUGUCAUGGGGCUUUUCUAUGGGGCUUUUCUAACCGUCCGGAAGGAGCUUGCACAAAAAAUACCCCGAGGGAUUUCUCGUCCCAUCAUUGGCAUCAGUUUUUCCCGAUGGAAUCUUUUUGCUCACUGGGUAUUGUCGUUUCAGGCUAGACAUAUACCACCAGUCUUUGGCAGAGACAUAGUUUUUUUGUUUUGUCAAUGGAAUUAAUGAUGAAAUGAAGCUACGCGCACCCUUAUACCUUG
This is a messenger RNA of Gaeumannomyces tritici R3-111a-1, 2484 nucleotides long. RefSeq lists its product as hypothetical. The coding region runs from base 1102 to 2064 and encodes 320 amino acids. The transcript is spliced from 2 exons. The record is from RefSeq and is a predicted model, not a curated record. NCBI's taxonomy places the organism in Eukaryota, Fungi, Ascomycota, Sordariomycetes, Magnaporthales, Magnaporthaceae.